Molecule: messenger RNA, 493 nt
Organism: Umbelopsis ramanniana AG
Lineage: Eukaryota; Fungi; Mucoromycota; Umbelopsidomycetes; Umbelopsidales; Umbelopsidaceae
Exons: 1
Coding region: 205-366 (53 amino acids)
Source: RefSeq, a predicted model, not a curated record
CAUUUAUAUACCGCACGGGCUCAGUAGUUUCAUAAAAACAUAAAUUUUGCACGCACGCAAGUCAACAUAUCUGCCAACGAAAAUGCAAUUUGAGCCAGCCUCGUGACCAGAAUGGCAAAAAAAAAAAAAACGUGUGCAGUAUCAACAAGGUCGUGACACCACCCCUUUCUUUCACUUUCACAGCAAAACUGACGCCAAAAGGAUAUGGUUAUCAGGCUUCCUACGAGAAAUGAAUCAACGCGUAUAAACGAAUCUACCAAAUACAGAACUUUUCGUUGGAUGACUCUAGUCGUCUUCUUACUGUGCUCUACAUUUUUGAUUGUUGAUAAAUCUAUUUCUCACAACUUGAUAUACCGCCUCAGGUAAGCUUCGUACGGGUUUGCCAUUAAAGAUACGCAAUAAUACAUAACAAGCAUUUUAAAAGUUUGGAGGAGCUUGAGGACCACCAUAGUCUCUUAUUCGUCGCGUUAGACACUGGAGCGCCACCUGCAAA